CACAGAGAGACGCGCGCCGGUCCGCCGAACGCUUAGCUCCGCUUCGAGUCUGCUCGUAGCGGCGCGCGACAGUCCGUUGCCAGUUUCGUUCAUCCGCUCGAGCAAGUCACCUCCGGUCAGCAUGUGCGAAGGUUCUUCAAGAACGCGUCGGGUCGCUUGACGAUCGAUCCUACGAUCUCCAAAUUCCCGCACGAUCGAUCACCAAAUUCCCGCUCGAAAUCACUUUCGAUCGCGCGUGUCUUCCGGCGGAAACGAGCUCGGAGAACAGUACCGAGUGUUCGUCGAUUUACCCUGAAGACUUGGAACUUCAUGGCACUGCUGUUGUUUCUUCAAAUUUAUAUCCCCCGUGUAAAGGAUCUUUUUUUAAAAUAAUAAUUAAAAAGAUCCUUGGUUCUCGAGGACAUUCGACGGGUUCCUCUUCAUGGUAACCAUGGGAUCAAUUAUAAACUUUAGAACUGUGAGAUUCUUUUUAAAAAAGCAUUAGUUGACACGUGUUUUGAUGUUGAAGAAUCCCGACAGAUCCGAUAGUGUGUAGUUGUUGAGUGAAGUGUAAUGAACCUUUGCUAUACUUUGGUAAUUAUUAAUCAAGAGGAGAAGCAGGUGUAACGUAGAGGAACUGACUGUUGUUGGUUUAAGAGGAUCAUUGUGCUGGUGAAGUGUGUGAACAGACGAUGAGGAAACUGUUUUGAACUGGUGGCCGAUGAGAUCGGACGGGUUAAUACGCGGCUGAACCGAGGCAAUUAUCUUAGAGCCGAGACCACUGGUGCUAAUUAAUCACUGCAACUCUGGAGCCCUGGUUUCGUGAUAGACAUUCAUCUUUCAACUUCUUCAACCUGCCGAGUGGGUUUCUCAUCGAACGAGCAGUUAGAGCGAACUGAUUCAAAGAUUCUUUAGGUCAUAACCGGAAAUUAUGAGGUGGCUGUGGAUUAUCGUUCUAAUAGCUCUGGCCCUGCCAGCGGCCGUGCCACGGAAGACGCAUCGCAGUAAACCAACGCCAAGGUUGUACGGGGAGAGGGUACCUGUCAAGCUAAUAAGGACGAGUAGCAGCAAGGUCCGACAGAAGAUCGUCGAUACCCAUAACUAUUUUCGCGCCCAGGUCAAACCACCCGCUGCUAAUAUGCUGGUAAUGAAAUGGCAUCCAGGCUUGGCUAAAGCAGCACAGAGAUGGGCGAACAGAUGUCUCGGAUUGGUCCACGACAAUGCAACCGGCCUAUAUUUGGAUGGUUUUGGACAGAGUGGACAAAACAUCUUCAUUACAACGGGACGAACACUUUGGAAUUUCCCGAUUAGAAUGUGGUACAUGGAGUACAAAGACUACAAGUUCGGCGACGACGAAAGCAAUGACCUGCACGAAAUCGGUCAUUACACUCAAAUCGCGUGGGCCAGCACGCAUCUGGUAGGCUGUGGGGUGAGCCACUGUACCGGUAGCAGAGGGCCCCUUGGCAAGGACUUCUUCAUGUACGUGUGCAACUAUGCCCCGAGUGGCAACUAUAAAGGUCGGCUAGGUCACCCUUACGUGGUGGGCAAACCGUGUAGUAUGUGCAAGGAGCAUUGCACACGUAACAAGCUUUGCACGAACGCUUGCUAUUAUACCGAUUUGUGGUCGAACUGCGCCGAGCUGGUAAGGACGUUUCGUGCCUGGGUCUGCGAGACGAACACAAAGGAGGGACGGGAACGACGGAAAUUCUGCGGUGCUACGUGCAACUGCAAGGACAAGAUUUACUAUCAUCACGGGUAGUGAACGAAGAGCAUCGCCGCCAGGUCGAGGCUCUAGAUCGCACUCUCUUCGUACCGGUUGAUACAUCAGCAUCGUUGCCAAUUCAUCAGGAUGCAUCGACGAGACUGCGAGGUACGAGAUCGUUUUCGAACGAUUCAUGCACCGAUCGUGCGGGAAUUAAGGUCACGAUGAAAGCGGUUUCCGGGUAUUCGUCGAUCGCUGCUUUCGGCUCUGUACAUUCACGAGCAAAGGGAAAUGUAUUCUGUUUUCUUUGUUUUUAUUUUUUGGUAUUUUCGUCUAACAUAUCGGUGUACCGUGUUGCGGUACGUGUUUAUCGUUUUAGAAUAUAUUUUAUAAUUGACGAAUGUAUUUUUGCAUUUCUGUUGGCCUCGGAGUAAAUCAAACUAGUGUACGGAAUAAUAUUUUGCUCGUUUCGUUUGAGCUGGAAAGUUGAACAAGGAAGUAGGGAAGACGUCGAGCAAUCAAAAAGCAGAUGAGAAAGUAAAUUGAACUCGAUGAACUUGCUUGCCACGGAACUUCUAGCUGAAGAAGUUUCAUUCUGAAAAUCUACCGAGUUUAAUGUAUCAUAUUGAACAUUUCUGUUACAGCUCAGAGUAGUCAAAGUCCAUAGAAUCUUCAGGGAAAAUUUGUUGAAAUUCGUAACAGUAUUAUAAUACACGAUUACAAACUUAAUUGUAUUUGACUUUCCACUUUCGGUUCAGAGAAAUCUUUUAAAAAAUUCAUAGAGUUCCGAAACGAUCCGAUACGUAAUUAAGGCCGUAUAAUUGAAAUUUUAUCGCGUAUCUAACGACGAUAUCCCGAGCCACCAAUUAAUCAUUAAAUACCCUAGUCAUCGUUCUCGUGUAAACGCCGCUUUCAUAAGGGUUAAUCACGUUAAUUCUCCGCAUCGAGCGAUGUACAGAGCGUUCGGUUCGUUCAGCUCAAAAACAAGAAAAUUUCCCUUUGCUCUGUAAUUACAUUCAACUACGUCAUCUCGAAAAUUUACUCUAUUUUCCCUUGAACACCCUCGUGGAUCUAUUUAAACUACGUCGGUGGAAAAGCAACUCCUGUCGCCCUGGGGAACGAUGGAGAGGAUUCGCGAAAUGAGGCAGGAUCAGGAGGACCCUUUUGAUAUUUGUAAACGAUAAGAGUGUCUAUACCAGGUCUGGACAGUUGGAUGCCUUUGAGGUAUUUCAACUAUUUCCCAGAGGUCAAAAUGAAAUAAAGUGACAUAAUAUAUGAAAUGAUUGAAUGAAAAUAAAUCAAAAUUUUAUGUUCAAAUAUAUAUAAAAGAAAACCAUGCAGCUAUUUGAUUAUUUAUUUUAAAUGUUCAUUCUCUUCACUAAUCGAGGAUUAAUACUGUUUGACAUUAUAGUCCUUUAAAGCACACGAGCUGUCCAGAUCUGGUUUCUAUAGACGUGCAUGCAAUGUGUAAAUACGUAAGUAAGCGAAUAACAGAAAAAGAAAAAGUGUAAGUGAAGCAUUAGGAGUAUUUACAUGGUCGUUUGAUUUUGGACGUUAAUGAGCCGCUAAUAAAAAAUUUUUUAUUGAUACAAGAAGACUAUAAAAAGAAUGAAUUUUCUCUGAAAUAAAUACUUGAAAACUCUUGAUUUUUAAAACGUAUACAACUGUUUAUGUACAAUGAUUUUCUUUCAUUUAAAUGCUAUGAAAAUAUUAAAAAUAAGAAAAGAAUUGAAUGUACAUAAAAAAAGAAUUGUUUUUAUUGGCAGGCUCGUACGUCGCCUAAACGUGGGACUAAAAUGUAUGAAAGGUAACCGGAAACCCUGUCUUCUGAACGUGUUUAGCGACGUAAAUUCAACGAUAGUUAGUAUAUACAGAAAGACAACGCGUUGUAUAAUUUAUUUCAUUCGAGCACUUAUGAAUGCGAACGUGUAUUAAUUUAAAAAAAAAAAAAGAAAUAAAUAAUCGAGGAAAAACUGUAAA
Messenger RNA from Osmia lignaria (orchard mason bee), 3661 nucleotides. RefSeq names its product cysteine-rich secretory protein 2. The record is from RefSeq and is a predicted model, not a curated record. Lineage: Eukaryota; Metazoa; Arthropoda; Insecta; Hymenoptera; Megachilidae. Gene Ontology annotation, cellular component: extracellular region.